GAAAAGGUAAACAAACAAGUGUCAUUUCUGGAAAAAUCAAAUGUCAAAUUGUCAUGGUGCCAAUUUAUUCAUAGAGAUGUUACGAAUAUCUGUGAUAAAUAGUAAAAAUGCUAAUAAUACCACGAAUACAAGACUACAAGAACCAAAAAGGAAAGGCCCUAACGCUCCUAAAUUUUAUCCAUAACCAGCGUGCCGCCUGCAUUUUUUGGUACCCAAAACCCUUAAUAAAAACUGAACGGCAACAUUAUUUUACACUUCACAUCUCUAUUCUGUUAAGCCGAAAUCUAACCUCACUUUUUUUUGUCAUACUACGAUUUUAAUUUUUCAAAAAGUUCACCUCAAUACUACCCACAGCAAUUAUGCCUCAAACAUUUCAAAAAUUAUCAGGAUUUUGUUCAGAUUGUGGAUCGAUUCUGCCUCCACUUCGAGAAAAAGGGGGUAUUACAUGUUAUUCGUGUUCAAGUGCAUAUUCUGCAAAUGAUCUGGAAGUUAUUGGACAGUCUCGUGUAAAGUACACUAUUCAUUUCAACUCGAGAGACUCUAAGAAAAAGACUAUGAAAGACCCAAAAGAUGAAGAAGAGGCAGAAGAAGGUCCUGUAGUUGAACGAAAGUGCCCUAAAUGUGGAAAUGAGAAGAUGUCUUAUGCUACAUUACAGUUACGAUCUGCUGAUGAAGGUCAAACUGUUUUUUAUACAUGUACUAAGUGUAAAUUUAAGGAAACAGAAAACUCAUAAUUGAAUAAUUUUUAUAAUGUAUAUUUUCAUAAGUAAAUUGUAAAUGAUAGAUACCAGACAAUGGAGAAUAGAUACCUCUUACAUUUUUAUUAGUUUUCUCUUUUCUAAUCUCAAAACAUACCAAUACAGCUAAAGGCAUUUGUCGUCUGUAACUGAUUCAAACAUAUCUUACAGUUGGCUUGUUGACCAUAG
Messenger RNA from Acanthoscelides obtectus, 926 nucleotides. The record is from the annotation of a GenBank genome assembly. NCBI's taxonomy places the organism in Eukaryota, Metazoa, Arthropoda, Insecta, Coleoptera, Chrysomelidae.